AUUUUGCUGCUAAUUCCUUUUCAUAAUUCCUCUCUCUCUCUUUUCUUCCUUCUCCACUCUCUCUGACACACUGCUCUCCAUAUGGCGUAAACACUUGAUUCCUGAUAGUGCAAGCAAAGCAAAGCAAAGGAAGCACCCCCUACCUUUAAUCUCCUUCUCUAAAACUCACUGUAUUCCUCUUCAUCUCUACAAAUAAAUAAAUAAAAAUAAAAGAUAAAAAAUUUGCUUUUUUUUUUUUUUUUCUCUCUCUCUCUUCUCUGCUUUUUGGCUCUCAACCCUACUAUAAGCUCCUUGUUUAGUGCUUGCUUCACUAGCCAAAACACCUCUGCAAAACUCUCUCUCUUAUUUCUCCUCUUCUCUCCUUCUCCACCCAAUUCUUGUUUAGCUAUUUUUGCUCCUAAAUGCUUGUGUUCUCUCUUAAAACUCAUCAGGAGAGCUUCAUCUGGGUGAUUUCUUGAUCUUGUUUUCAUAUAUAGUUUUUAAGCCUCCAUUUCCAUUUCUAGAGAAGAAAAACAAGGGUUUUUCUUAUUAUCUAUCUUCUUCCAUCUUAUCAUUUUCUAUUAGGGAGUUUGUUGAGUGUUGACUAUCUUUCUCUUUCUCACUUUCUCAAGAAAGAAAAUAGAGAUGAAAGUGUAUGGAGAGAGAAAGUUUUUGUUAUGUUUAUAUCAGGCUGCUCUCAUUGCCAGCUCUUGGCUACAGUGUUACUGAAUUUGCUGCUGCUUCUUUUUUUUUUUUAAAUCUUCUAAGUUGACCUUUCAAGUAGAAAAUGAGAUGAACAUCAAAGGAGGUCUAGGUAGUUGAUUACACUUUUGUUUGCUUUCAAAGCUUUUGAUCAAAAGGAUUGGCCCUUGGCCUUCUCUUUCUCAGCUCAUCACUUACCUUAAACACAUCCCAAAGCUUCUCAAUUUUCAAUUCCUUUGGUGGGCCAUUGUUUUUUUUUUUGGUUUUUUUGGGCUUAGGACUUGCAAGAUAUAUAGAAGAGUUUCUUGAAUAUCAUAUAAGCAAAAAAGAAAAAAGAAAAUCCUAGGAUUAUAAGAAAGAAAGAAAGAAACUUUUUAAUUAUAAUCAUAUAAGCCUCCUAAUUCUCUUCUUGUCUUGUUCUCUCUUUUGGUCUGCAAACAAGGAAGCCAAAACAAAUAAUAGCCUCAAAGAAGUGAGAAGGAAAAUGGAACUUUCAAGUCAUGAAGGUGAGAUCCCCAUGCCCAUAAACAGUAGUUAUGGUGGUGGGCAUGGGCACAUGAUCCACCAUGAUCAUCCUGCACCCCACAACCACAUCAUCUCUUCUUCAGCUCCCCAAAUGCCAUCCAAUAAUGGCCCUUCCUCCAUCCCCUCACCGCUGGAGGACCACCAUGCUCCCUUCAAGAAAAUGGUGAGGUACAGAGAAUGCCUCAAGAAUCAUGCAGCUGCCAUGGGAGGCAAUGCCACUGAUGGGUGUGGUGAGUUCAUGCCUAGCGGUGAAGAAGGUAGCAUUGAAGCUCUCACAUGCUCAGCUUGCAAUUGUCAUAGAAACUUCCACAGGAAAGAGAUAGAAGGUGAAGCUUCCUCUUGUGAUUACUUCCAUGGCCACCCACAUUUCAGCAGAGUUGGAAGAAAAGUCAUUUUAGGCCAUCACAAGAAUAUUUUAGCCCCUGAAGCUUUAGGGUUUCAUACAGCUGCAGGAACCCUUGUGCCCUCAAGAUCAGCAGCAGCACCCCACCACCAGAUGAUAAUGUCUUACAACAUGGGUUCCCUUCCUUCAGAAUCUGAUGAGCAAGAAGAUGGUGGUGGGGUAAUGAUGGCUAGGCCUGCACAACUUGUCAAGAAAAGGUUCAGGACAAAGUUCACACAGGAACAGAAGGAGAAAAUGCUCAACUUUGCUGAGAAAGUUGGGUGGAAAAUACAAAAACAAGAAGAAUCUGUUGUGCAACAAUUCUGCCAAGAGAUUGGAGUCAAGAGAAGAGUCCUUAAAGUUUGGAUGCACAACAACAAGCAUAAUCUAGCCAAGAAGAAUCCUCCUCCUCCUCCUCCUCCUCUUCCUCCUAUUGCUACUACUACUUAAUUAAGACCAUUUACUCCAAAAAAAAAAAAAAAACACUUCAUUCUCUCUUCCUCUGAUUAGUAUGUGGUUUAGCCUACUUAAUCAUUAUUAGCUAAAAGUAUUUUGCUUUUUUUUUUUUUUUUUAAAUUUUUCUUCUUCAUAUUAUCAUAUCCUUGUUUGUGGGUAUGUUUAAAUUGAGUUCUCUUAAUAUUUAAAAAUAAUAUUGGUGGUGCAUGUAAUAUUAGUUUAGGAAAAAUGGAUUGCUAGGGUUAAUCUUCAUCUUUUAUGGGUGAUUAUGCUUUUGUCCAAUCUAUUUUUGCAUAGAAAUGGAUUUGGAUUGCAGUAAUUUUGUCCAUUAAAGAGCAUAUUAUGUUUGUUCAUUUCUCUUUUGGUUUUAUAAUGCAUGUGUUGGUGUUGCAUUUUGAUAUUUUUCAAGUAAAUAUACCAAAUAUUUGGAUGAAAAAUUUUAAUGGGUAUGCUUAAAUCAUAAAAAUUUCAAUUUGAUUUGGAAAAUAAAUAUUAAUAUUUGAACUUUUAUCCUUAUUUUGAAGGAAAUAGAGGGCGAAAAAAAAAGGGAAAUGAUUUUUAUAAUUUUCUUUCUUUGCAUAGGAAAUAAACUAUAGAAAUGAGGAGAUAUUAAUGGAAAUUAUAUUUCAAAAUUUCCCUUUAUUAAUCUAAACAUUCAUGCAUUUUUAUUAAAAUUAUUUCUAACCUUAACAUUAUAUAUUAAUAAAAUUGAAUUUGAAACUUUAAUUAUUUUUUUUAAAGCUAAUGAGUGUAUAAUAAAUAUUCCUGUCUCUAAAACCAGCAAAAUUCAAAUUUAGGGCAUGGUGUAGGGAUCUGAAGCUUUUCCCAUGAGAUAUGAAUAACGUUAAAAAUUUAGAACCAGAAGUACAUAAUAUUUGAUGAAGAGCCAUUAAGAAAAUUUGUCUUUAUCUCCCAAAACUUUGGAUUUUUAUUUAAACUAGGAACAGGGAGUACUUGUGUUGUGUGUUGGGAGUAAGCUAAGCUGUGCUGGCUGGCCAUUACAAAGAGACAGCCAAGUUUGUUGUUCUUUUCAGUUUAUGGAAUUUAAGGUUUCUUU
Messenger RNA from Manihot esculenta (cassava), 3101 nucleotides. Its product is annotated as zinc-finger homeodomain protein 4. Gene Ontology annotation, cellular component: nucleus. Lineage: Eukaryota; Viridiplantae; Streptophyta; Magnoliopsida; Malpighiales; Euphorbiaceae. The transcript has a single exon. Gene Ontology annotation, biological process: regulation of DNA-templated transcription; regulation of developmental process. Gene Ontology annotation, molecular function: transcription cis-regulatory region binding; DNA-binding transcription factor activity. The record is from RefSeq and is a predicted model, not a curated record. The coding region runs from base 1166 to 2038 and encodes 290 amino acids.